Passer domesticus (house sparrow) is the source of this 3479-nucleotide messenger RNA. RefSeq names its product serine/threonine-protein kinase PAK 3-like. NCBI's taxonomy places the organism in Eukaryota, Metazoa, Chordata, Aves, Passeriformes, Passeridae. Gene Ontology annotation, cellular component: cytoplasm. The record is from RefSeq and is a predicted model, not a curated record. The transcript is spliced from 11 exons. Bases 34 to 1590 code for a protein of 518 amino acids. Gene Ontology annotation, molecular function: ATP binding; protein serine/threonine kinase activity. Gene Ontology annotation, biological process: intracellular signal transduction; regulation of MAPK cascade; protein phosphorylation.
AUUCACAAUCCAGCCUAGGGUGCUGCUAUUGUGAUGUCAGCGGCUGCAUCCCGGCGUUGUCAAGGCAAAGUUGCUGUGCCGAGGCCCGGAAGGGCUGAGUGUGCAGAGCAGCUCUGUGGCACGCUCACUGAAGGCGAACCUGCUGAUCGACGAGGUCUCUGCCAGCAGGACUCGGAAUAUUUUUGUUUUUUCCCACAGGCGUUGUCUGGUGCAGACUUGAGCAGCGCUGCUCAAGCCAUGGAGGGAGUAUGUGCUGCAGUUUGCACGGCUUUUUCCGUGGCUUAUUCUGGGUACUUUCUCACCCACCUGGCACGUCACAUCACCCGUGCCUGGAGAAAAUCUGGUCUUUGGAGCCCAACACCAACCUCGGAGGAUCCUCUGGCUGCGUGUCUUCCUGCAGAAGAGGCCAGAGGGGAGGAAGAUGCUCCCCAAACUGCGCCUGCUGCCACUGCAGGGCCUGAGCAUCCAGCAUCAAGCACAAGGGCAGCGUCAGCACCUGCUCUGGCAGCCUCUGUACCUGAGGAAGAGGCUGAAGAGGAUGAAGGUGCCGAUGAACCUGGCCCUGCUGUCAGCCCAUGGCCGGAGCAAACAACACCAAGCUCCACCUCCUCUGUCCUGGCACCUGCACGAGCUGCAGCUGAAGGCUCGGGAGAAGGCUCCAGUGCCCAGGCUGGAAGCUCAAGCACGAGCAGCUCGUGCACCUGGAGCACGACCAGCUCGUCUGGCAGCAGAGAGCAGCAGCGAGAGAGGACAGAGGACAAGUGCCUGGCCAUGCUGAAGAUGCUGGUGAGCGAGGGAGAUCCUGAGGCUAAAUACACAGAAGUGGAAACUAUUGGCAAAGGGGGUUUCGGCACUGUGUGCAUGGCAGUGGAGACUGCCACAGGAGAAGAGGUGGCCAUCAAGAAAAUUAGUCUCCUGCAAGAGAGCAGCAGCAAGCUGUGCCUGAAUGAAAUCCAGGUCAUGCGUGGCAGUAAGAAUGCCAACCUUGUGAACUAUGUAGACAGCUACCUGGUGGACGAGGAACUCUGGCUGGUGAUGGAAUACAUGGACGGAGGUUCUUUACAUGAUGUCAUCAGGGAGACUCGCAUGGCAGAAGGAGAGAUAGCAGCUGUCUCUCGGGAGUGCCUGCAAGGCCUGGAUUUCCUGCACUCCAAGCAAGUGAUCCACCGCGAUAUCAAAAGCCACAACAUUCUCCUGGGCUUGGAUGGAUCAGUCAAGUUGGCUGAUUUUGGCCUUGCUGCUCAGCUGACCACCGAGCAGAACAAACGGAGAUCAGCUGUUGGGACUACUUACUGGAUGGCGCCAGAAAUUUUCACCAGGAAGCCCUACGGCCCCAAAGUGGACAUCUGGUCCUUUGGCAUUGUGGGGAUCGAGAUGGUGGACGGAGCGCCUCCGUACCUGAUGAAAACCUCCCGCACGGUACGCUGCAGCUGCUCUCAGACACUGCUGUCACCCCAACAAAAUCUGCUUCCAUUCUUCUGCCUGGGAAGCUUGCCAACACCUGAAAAUGAUAGGUUCCAGGCUGCACAGUCUCUCGUGCUUCUUGGCCAGAUCAUCCCCUUGCCAUUUUUGUGCAUGAACAGGACCUAAAAAUCAGGAUGCCUUUUGCUUGGCAGAAGCUUUGCCUAAGGGAGCAGUGAGCAGUGCUGAGCUGCAUUUUAUGGAAUAAUCCUUGGAAAUAGAAGAGUUAGAUGAAAGUCAGUCUUCCAUGUCACUUGUAGAGGCUGUGUCAGUGCUCAGAGAAGCAAAGUGUGCUUUAGCUGAUGGAGCUGCUGCUGAUUCCAUCAUCCGGUGAAAUGAGUAGUCAAGGCAAGAACCUUUGCCUACUGGACUGGCUAUGGCUGCCUCUGGCUUUGGGUUGUUUUAGUAGGGCUAGGAAAGGUAUCUGCCACCCUGUGGCAGGGAGUAAAGUGCCACUGCAGAGUGGAGCUUGUCCAAUGGGCUCUGUGUGAGCAGUUUGGGGUGCGAAGGAGACAGGUAGAGUGUGGCAUUUCCUUCUUCUCUAGGUUCAACAGCUGAUAAGCACCGGGGCCCCCCCGAAGCUGCAGAAGCCCAGGCAGCAGUCGGCGUGGCUGCGAGACUUUCUGCACUGCUGCCUGGAGAGGGACGAGGACAGGCGCUGGUCUGCCCAGGAACUUCUGCAGGUAACAGGCAAAGCGGCUGCAGGUCCUGGAUGUGGAGAGAGAGGUGCACAGAAUGCCCUCCUUUCUGUAUCUUUCUGCUAGCCAGAGAAAGCCUGCUUCAGGCUGUGGGGAAAGUAGAAGCUCAUUGCUUCUUUUUCUCUUUGGGCAGCAUCCAUUUGUAACAUCAGCCAAGCCAGCCUCCUCCCUGAUGCCUCUGAUCAUGGCCACGCAGGAGUUCAUGGCCGACAGGAGAUACUAGCCCUGGAGGAGGCCUUUGUUGUUGUUUGUUGUUUGAAGUUUGUAGUUUGUAGUUUAUAGCUCGUAGUUUGUAGUUUGUUAUGAGUGAUAGUCAGAAUAAAUACUGUAAUAAAUAAAUAAACCCUUUGUGUUGGAAGCUUCCUUUUGUUCUCACCCUGUGAAUAAGCUCUAAAUUUGCUUCUGAAUGGUCAGGUGUUUCUGCUAUGUGGGAAGACCCAUGGAUGGGGUUUGUGGCACGGUUUGUUUGUGAGCAAAGAUCUUUUUCCUUCCUCGCCUCCAGGCCACAGCCUCUUGUGGAGAUACAGGCUUGCAGCUGUGACUAGAGGAGCAGAGCAGGGCAGAAUGGAGCAGAGCAGUGGUGUCACUGCUGGGGAUGCUGCUGUGCCUGUGGUUGUGUUGCAGCUCUUGGGAAAGGUUGGGAGUGUCUGUGUUGCUGUGGGCAGAGGGGGAGGGAGCCGGGCUUCUCCACAGGCUCAGGUGCAGGUGAGUGUCCAGUGGGAAGGCAUGUUCUGCCACGGGAACUGAUGCCAACACAAGGGAGUACUACACAUACUUGCCUUGGUGGAGUAAUCUUCAUGCUUUGCUCCGAGGAGCUGGCAUGAAGUCUGAAAAUUUACUGAAUGUGGUAAAAAGAUACAGCUUUGGCGAUUUGAACAAAAAUAGGGUGUUUAUUUAAAGGGGAAAAACAAAAAGGGAGGUAAGGAAAAAGAAGAAAGGAAAGAAAGAAAAAAGGAUAAAGUCCCAGGCCCAAGGAUUGAGGAAACCUCUAGCUGAACUGGCGUCUGGCCCCAAGGCAAGAACCCGAGGGCAUUGCAGUGAAUGCACUUAGUCUGCCCUCAAAUCUGGAAUAAGGUCUCUAAAAAGAGAUAUUGACUGAAAUCUGCAGUGUGGGGUCCCCUGCUGUAGCUAAGUCACAGUCCCAGGAACAGUAAAAGACAGCAAAGACAGCUCUUCAGGCCAGGCUGCCCCUUUGAUGUUCUCGGUCCCCUCAGUCUGUACUUGCAGUCCUGCCCCCAUAGUCUCAGGUGAUUGGUGCUAGUAGAUGAUGGGGUAAGAUCUUCUUUCCCAGAGUGUGCUGUCACUGGGGUGGGAUGAUAU